UCACUGCACUCGAAUACCCCAUCCGUCGCCUUGUCCACCUCUCCGUCUUCCUUCGCUAUGCGCGGCACCACAUAGAGCCUGCCGACGAGCCACCCGCCAAUUGAACCCCGCACAGGUUGCCCCUAAACGGCAGGGAGGGGCGCUAACAAGUUGGGAGGGGACGUUAUCUUGGUGGUGCUACGCAGGCACAUGCAUCGAGCCACAGCUCAGCUGCCACACGAGACAGCUUGCCCAGCAUGAGCCAGGGCGGCCAGGAUGCGAAGCUCUUUGCGAGGGGCAAAGUCGCUGAGCUUCGCCUAGAACUCAACAGCGGCGGCAAGAAGGACAAGAACUUCUCUGCAAAGAAGACGGCGCUCAAGAAGAUCGUCGCAAACAUGACCAUGAGCAACAACGACAUGGUCGCCCUCUUCCCGGACAUCGUGGGCUGCAUGCACAUACCGAGUCUGGAAAUUAAGAAGAUGUGCUUCCUAUAUCUGGUCAACUAUGCCAGGAUAAAGCCCGACGUCGCACUCAAAGCGCUACCGAUCAUCCAGGAAGACAUGCACGACAACAGCCCCCUAGUACGAGCGCUCGCAUUACGGACCAUGUCGUACGUUCACGUUCGAGAAUUCGUCGAGGCCACCGUGCCUCAUCUGAAAAAUCUACUCAAAGACUCGGAUCCAUACGUUCGCAAAACCGCUGCCUUCUGCGUCGCGAAGCUCUACGACCAUGAUCGAAAUUUAGUCGAAGGAUCCGACCUCAUUGAUAGACUCAAUGGCAUGCUGAGGGAUGAGAACCCAACAGUAGUCUCAAGCGCAUUAGCGGGCUUGAUGGACAUCUGGGAACGAAGUGAGAAUAUCAAACUCACCAUUGACUACGCGAGCGCUUCCAAAAUCGUUUCAAUCUUACCGGACUGCUCAGAAUGGGGGCAGACAUACAUUCUCGAGGCCAUGAUGAACUAUGUCCCACAAGACACGGCCGAAGCUGCACUACUUGCUGAGCGAAUAUCACCUCGUCUUUCGCACUCGAACUCCGCCGUCGUCCUCACCUGCAUUCGCGUUAUACUCUACCUAAUGAACUACAUCUCCGAUCAAAAGGUAGUUACUUCUUUGUGUAAUAAACUCUCGCCACCCCUCGUCACCCUACUCUCCAAAGGCCCGGAGAUUCAAUAUCUGGCCCUACGCAACGCUCUUUUGAUCCUCCAACGGCGGCCCGAGGUCCUACGAAACGAUAUCCGCGUUUUCUUCUGCAAAUACAACGAUCCCAUAUAUGUGAAGGUCACGAAGCUUGAGCUCAUCUUCAUGCUGGCGACGGAGAGGAACAUCAAGGAGGUGCUAACGGAGCUAGCUGAGUAUGCCACCGAGAUUGACGUCGACUUUGUACGCAAAUCCGUACGUGCGAUCGGCAAGCUGGCCAUCAAAAUUGCUCCAGCAGCGCAACUAUGUAUCAGCACUCUUCUCUCCCUCGUCAGUACCAAAGUAUCGUACAUCGUUCAGGAAGCCACCGUCGUCAUCCGCAACAUCUUUCGCAAAUACCCCAAUCAGUACGAAUCUAUCAUCUCAACAUUAUGCGAGAACCUCGAUUCGCUCGACGAGCCAGAAGCGAAGGCGGCCAUGAUCUGGGUUAUUGGACAGUAUGCCGAUCGCAUAGAAGACUCCGACGUACUUCUCGAAGACUUCCUGGAUACCUUCCAAGACGAAACGCACGAAGUGCAACUAGCCCUCCUUACAGCAACGGUGAAGCUAUUCAUUCAACGGCCAACGCGAGGCUCAGCAUUAGUCCCUAAAGUCCUAAAAUGGGCCACAGAGGAAACCGACAACCCCGAUCUACGCGAUCGAGGCUACAUGUACUGGCGUCUCCUCUCCUCGGCACCUGAAGAAGCAAAGAAGGUAGUCAUGGGUGAGAAACCCGCCAUCACCGCCGAGGAAUCAGAGAAACUCGAUCCCGGUACACUAGAGGAAAUGUGUCUCAACGUAGGCACCCUAGCGACCGUGUACCUCAAGCCCGUCAACCAAGUUUUCCGCUCUGCACGGCCCCGCAAACUACAAGAUUCCCCCGCCCUGCAACGCAAAGAACUUCCUACUGUAAAAGCAGCACAGCAAGCGCGUGACCGCACUGCAGCGGACCGCUCACGACUCGACACCACAGCCACGAAUGGAAACGGCUCGCUAUCGCCCCCGAAUGGAAACGGCAUGGCAGCCGCUGUUAGCGAUGCAGACAUGUACUUUGCCAGCGUGGGCCGCCAGAGUACGUUUGGCGGAUCGCCUAUUUCUGCGGACCAAGUGGGUGUUGGAGGCGGAUGGGUCGUUAAUCAGAAUGAGCCACAGCACAUGGUUAUGAGUCCUGGUGGAAAUGAUGGGAAUCAGGAUUUGUUGCUGUAGAAGCUCAGUUUGUGUGAUUUGUGUGAAGGGAUGAGGCUCAAGGGGUGGGUGAGGUGAGAUGUAUGGCGGAUGUAAUGAUAUAGCUGUGAGUGAGGCCAAUGAUACAUCGAUAUGUUUCAAUUUGGUGUGUUGUAUUAAUGUUACUGGUGACCCUGGUUCAUUACGACGGACUAAUUUAAGACUAUGGUGCGUGCAAAGAGCUUUAAGGAAGAUAGUGGACUUCCAGAUGGGUAGUGCGUCAAGUUUAUAUUAUCGUAACUUGAAUUCUUCGAGUCGAUCUUGAUGA
Molecule: messenger RNA, 2646 nt
Organism: Cucurbitaria berberidis CBS 394.84
Lineage: Eukaryota; Fungi; Ascomycota; Dothideomycetes; Pleosporales; Cucurbitariaceae
Product: AP-2 complex subunit beta
Exons: 4
Coding region: 237-2360 (707 amino acids)
Biological process (GO): intracellular protein transport; vesicle-mediated transport
Cellular component (GO): membrane coat
Molecular function (GO): clathrin binding
Source: RefSeq, a predicted model, not a curated record